Astrephomene gubernaculifera is the source of this 754-nucleotide messenger RNA. The record is from the annotation of a GenBank genome assembly. Lineage: Eukaryota; Viridiplantae; Chlorophyta; Chlorophyceae; Chlamydomonadales; Astrephomenaceae.
GGUACACGUUUGCCUUUCGUGUACGGCCCUGCAGACAGCGGCAGGCUUCGGGCUAUAUGGAUACGAAAGUGGGUGGGAAGCUGGGAAGCUACGAUGGACAGUCAGGUUUGACCCACGCACACUCCAUCUACCAGUCACCCAGCAUUCUCACCGUAACGAAGAUGUACAUCCACAUUGAAGCACUCUAGGGCUGGCGGGCCUUGGCCUGCGCUUGCCGCACGCCCGCGGGGCAUCGGUCACCUGUGAAGUAGUUUGUGCCCCGGGAUGGCAAGCGACCUAAAGCACAGGCUCGAGGAUUACGUGGCUGCUCGGCUGCACUCCUUCGCCGCCCGCUUCGCCUCGCAGCACGCCCCGCACCUGCCCCCCGCCGACGUGCACCAGGCAGUGCAGGAGGAGCUGCGCGCCGCCCCGCCGCGGACCCACAUCGAGCUGCUCCUGCUGACGACGACAACGACGCUGCGGGCGGGGGAGCAGCAGCAGCAGCCGCAGCAUCCAGGCAGCUGUGCCUUAGCGGCCCCACCACCAGCUCAGCAGCAACACCGGGGCCUGCCACCGUCGCCACCACCAUUGCCAUCAUCAUCACCGUCACAAGCACUGCCGCAUGCAGCGCUGGUGGCAGGGCGCCCCCACCCAGCUGCGCGGCUCCCUGCACAAGCGCUUCCGUAUGGCAGCCAGCCGCCGCGGCAGGAGGGGCAGCAGGAGGGGCCUGAAUGCCGGCAGCAGGGCACGCAACAGGGGGCCUGCAAGCAACACC